AUGGAGCCCCAAUCCAAUACUUUUGACAGUGAAAAUGAUGACAAUUACGUUAGUAGCAAGAAGAAUCAAAAGUAUCAAGAAUAUGCCCGAAGAAUGACACCGAGGGCGAAUCCGAAGAACGACGGGGAUUUUGUGAGUACUAGACGCACCAGCAAGGAUGCAAGACGUGCUAGUACGAUUAACAGCCGGCUGUCUCGAGCUGUUCAAAGCAGUACAGUGGAAUGGGAGAGAAGAGUGAGUAUUGGGGAUGGUGUUGUAUGGAUUUUGAAGCCUUAGCCCUAGCCCAGAGCUCAUAGUAUUUUAGUUAAACCAUUUCAUUUGUGAGUAAAGUGUCUAACUUUAAAAAAAAAUACAAAAUUAUGCCAUAUUAGCUUAUUACAACGGUUUUUACAAUAGCAUAAAAUACAAUUUUCAUCAAAAUUGUCAAACUUUUUACCAAUAUUGGGCGAAUUUUUCAUCUUUUUCUAUUUCUAAUUAUUUUGCGGUGUGCCAAAGUCCUAGCCUAGAGCUAAAGCUCAGAGUCCUAGCCCUAGCUCUAUUCCGAGCCAUAGUCACUUUAAUUUUAAAAUUCCAGAAGAUGGCAUACGAUCGGAAGCUCGAAAUCAAGCGAAACAAAGCCGAGAAGCAAGGAGAAGUCAUUCAAGACUUGUGGAUCACCAGCUUUGAGUACCAUGAUGGCGCCGAGGAGAAUCUCCACUUCAGAGAACACUUUCCGGAAAAGCUUGAGGGGGACAUUGAGGUCAAGAGAGGACACAAGGGUGGUGGGGACAAGAAGCGGUGGGUUUCAAAAACUUUGAGAAGGGCACAGAAUUAUUUGAACAAUCCAAUAAAUAUAAUUAAAUCCAUAAUAACUAAGCUUGGUAUUCUUUCAGUGUUUUUGUACCAAAACCUCGAGCCAAGAAGCUGAGCAACAGUUCCAGUGGAGAUGAGUAAGUUUAGUCUUUUUCUUACUACGUUUUCUCCUUAGUAUUUCAAUUUCUAAGUUUGCUUUAUAUUGUUUUAGGUUUUCUUUCUAUUUUUAGGCCUAUUUUCUUUGUUUUAGGCUUUUAUUCAGUUUUUGUUGGGUUUCGCCUUGAUAUUAAAAAAAUUGUGUUUUAAUGCCAUUUUAAAUUGAUUUUGGCCAUAGUUUUUUGAUAAAAUAGAAAAUGUAUGUUUUGUUACCUUUCUAAGACAAUGCUUUAUACAACAACAUCGAAAUUUUCAUUUUCAGAACCCUUAAUGUCCCCGAGUCCGAUACACUACAAGCACACCCAAGAAAGCACGGUCACAAGUCGGAACGAUCAUCCAAGAACCGUAGCUACAACUCGGAACAACAAGCCAAGAGACGCGGCCACAAGUCGGCCAAAACCCCGUUGGCCCAGAAGAUCCCGUCCAGUCUGACACAAAAAUACGACAGACUGACCCCAGUCCAGAAGAAGCAGCUGGAGGAGUGGCAGAAGGCGACCCAACAACAAAUCACGGACCUGAUGCGGAAGGCGGCCAAGGACUACAAGUUCACUCACUUUGACAAAAACCAUCCCGAACUGGAGAUCGACGUCAAGAUCAACAUGACGGUGAAUGUGAAGAAGAGGGAUCUGAACAAGAUUGUCAUUCCAGUGCCAAGUGAUAGGGAUGGAUAG
This is a messenger RNA of Bursaphelenchus okinawaensis, 1619 nucleotides long. The record is from the annotation of a GenBank genome assembly. Lineage: Eukaryota; Metazoa; Nematoda; Chromadorea; Rhabditida; Aphelenchoididae.